AUGGCUCUUCCGUCCGAGCCUCAUCGCCGUUGCCGCCACCCCAACAACCACAUCGCCUCAUUCCUCCAAUCCACUGCCUCCAACUUUGCCUCUCUCUUCAACCCCCCAAACCCUCCCUCUCUGACGCUCCCGCACCCACCCUCUUCACUUUCUCUCCCUCUCUUCUUUGCGCCGCCGCUCUCCGCCUCCAACGCCCUCGACACUGCCGCGACCUCCGCCGAGCCAGCGCGCCCCGCAGCGAAAUCAGUGCGCGUCGCGCGGCUCGGAGCCAAUGGGAAGGGCAGCGGCGGGGGGCCCGCCUUCGUUGGGCAGGUGUUCAGCAUGUGCGACCUCUCCGGGACGGGCCUCAUGGCCGUUUCCACGCAUUUCGACAUUCCAUUCAUUUCGAAAAGAACCCCUGAGUGGCUGAAAAAAAUAUUUGCAGCUAUCACCAAGAGUGAGAGGAAUGGUCCUGUAUUUCGCUUUUUUAUUGAUCUAGGAGAUGCAGUUUCAUAUGUCAAAAAGCUGAAUAUUCCUAGUGGUGUGGUGGGUGCCUGUCGUCUUGACCUAGCAUAUGAACAUUUCAAGGAAAAACCUCACUUGUUCCAGUUUGUUCCAAAUGAGAAGCAGGUCAAGGCAGCCAAUAAACUGCUGAAGACAAUAUCACAUCAUGGUGUCAGGAAAAAGGUUGAUGGGGUGCCUGUGUUUAGUGCCGAGAACUUGGAUAUUGCAAUUGCAACUACAGAUGGGAUUAAAUGGUAUACUCCCUACUUCUUUGAUAAAAACAUGCUUGACAAUAUUCUUGAAGAAGCUGUUGAUCAACAUUUCCAUACCUUAAUCCAAACUCGGCAAAUGCAGCGGCGGCGAGAUGUGGUUGAUGACAACUUGGCUGCAGAAGUGAUUGAGGAAAUGGGAGAUAAUUUAGGGGAGCCACCAGAGGUUCAGGAAUUGCUUGACGAAAUGGGUCAUCCUAGUAUACCACUAAGUGUUAUUUCAAAAGCUGCAGAACUCCAGUUUCAGUAUACUGUUGACAAAGUAUUUCUGGGCAAUAGGUGGUUGCGGAAAGCAACAGGCAUACAACCAAAAUUUCCAUAUAUGGUUGACUCGUUUGAGAGAAGAAGUGAAGCUUCCUAUCUGAGAGCUACCAAGUCAAGCAGCUGCAUUGAGAACCCUAAUGUGGAAGAUGAUAUGAAAAUUUCUGAAUGCAUAGACUCCUCUAAUUGCAGUUUGAAUGGUAAUACAGAAGCAAUCCGACAACCUAGUCUCAGACUACGUCUACCAUUUGGUAAUUGGUUUCAUCACCUGUGGCCAAAACAGUGUCACGAAAAAACAGAAUCGUCCAAAAAAGGUGUAAAUAAGGAAGAUAUGAAACCAACCCCCUUUCUUCCAAAAGUUACAAUGGUUGGUCUAUCUACAGAGGAAGCAGGUCAGAUGAGCAAAGCAAAUUUAAAGAAGACAAUGGAGGAUUUGACAAGAGAGUUGGAGAAGACAGAGCUAGAUAAUAUGACAGGUGAUGGCUCUAAAGAGUGCACAGUAGAAGAUAGGGAUCCACUAUUUGUGGCUAAUGUGGGCGACUACUAUUCUAGUUUGGGAAGAGCAGGAUCUGGUCGCUGGAUUAGAGGAGGAUCCAACUAA
Molecule: messenger RNA, 1614 nt
Organism: Sphenostylis stenocarpa
Lineage: Eukaryota; Viridiplantae; Streptophyta; Magnoliopsida; Fabales; Fabaceae
Source: the annotation of a GenBank genome assembly